AUGCUGAGACCAAGCCCAGGAUUCGAGGAGAGUCCAGUCCACGGGUGCACCGUUCCAAUAAGCCGAAAGAAAAGGAAAAAGCUAGUGUUUACAUCCCCUCGCUUCUCGAACAGAGAUGAAGAUAUCUUUUUAAGGCACGAACAUUUAUUCGAUUCUGCUAAACGCUGGGAAUCCAUAUCGGAACAAGCCGGAGAUCAUCAGCAGACUGGAAGAGUUCUGGUAUUGCACCGGACAAUAAGCCCAAUGGCUCUACGGUAUGGAAUAACACAGCAGGCAUCCCUUCGGGUUCGUUCUUUAAGUUUACCCUUGGACAAGAGGGAAUUUGAUCUUGCAGAAUGGAUUGAUAUCAUUGCAGAAACUCUGAUCAAUCUAGAAAAUCUGUCUAUAGUCGACAGCCAGUUUCAAGAUUUGUCGGCAACCAGGCUAAUGCAACGUUCGUAUAUACUGCAGAAGAUGCCCAACCUAACGUCAAUCGACGAGAUUAGAAUCACAGAGGGGGAGAGAAGUAUGGCACACAGCAAUGUCAGUACAGGAAGUCAAGUCGUAGACUGUGACAUUCAUGAUAAGUUUGCAUCAGUUGAUUCUUCAUGUCGGCCUUCCUUGGACGCCAACGCUUUCAGUGAUCGGUCAAUAGACCAUGAAAAUGUGAACAGGCAAAAUCAUGAACGGAACAAGGCCUCGUCGUCCGAUCUUGCACCUUGUCUCACGAGACUAAACUCAGAAUGCAGCAGAAGCGAAGCUAAGUCACAUUCUUGCAUUCCUUGUAUCCCUGGACCAGAGAAUACAGAUCAACAAAAUGAUUAUUUGGAAUGUCACAUAGAUGCUUCAUCUGCGCUCGAGUCUAGUACAUGCAAAAGCGAUGGGAAGUAUAGCAUGGGCAAAGCAUCGGUCGAGAGCAACAGAGACAACUUUGAUAAUGACUCUGUGACAAGUUCUCAUAUUGAAUGGACGGCUGCCUGUGGCGUACUGACAUUCAGGAGUGACAAUGUGUGUGUACCAGAUAUUCGCUUGCCGUUUUGCGGAACUGGAACAAAAGCAAUAUGUGACGAAGAAAAUCAUAGACUUCGCGCUCAGGCAAAGAAAGGAAUGCAAAGGAAAAUGAAGUCUUUGCCUUCGAUUUGCACCCCUGUUCGUGGCUCAAAUUGUGGUUCGCAGUUUUUCCCUUCUGAGGCGAAACUCGAGACUAUGCAAACGUUAGCAGCGUGCUCCGAACAAAAUGAAAACGUACCGCUGGGGAAAUAUCAAAUGGACGGAACAAAAGUUGUUCAUCGAGGAGGACCAGGUGAAACGAUCUCUCGGCCGCUUCCUCUCGUGAGGAUGCAUGGCUACAACGAUAUACAGCACACUGGCACUCAGCAUGUAGUCAUCUUGCCUGGUCGUAAUCCCAUACACAACGAGGAGUGUGUGAACGAGAAAGAACCAGCGCUACAAAGAAAGCAGGUUUUGAGCUAUUCAAAAGAAAAUUGGACAAAUUCCAUGUUCGAUACUAUAUAUGAUGAGGAUGAUGAUGACGACGACGAAAUUAUCGUGGAGGCUAACAGCUGUGAGAUUGGUUGGGAAUCAAAGACUAGCGUUGUAGAAUGA
Molecule: messenger RNA, 1584 nt
Organism: Cylindrotheca closterium
Lineage: Eukaryota; Bacillariophyta; Bacillariophyceae; Bacillariales; Bacillariaceae
Source: the annotation of a GenBank genome assembly